Molecule: messenger RNA, 876 nt
Organism: Hirsutella rhossiliensis
Lineage: Eukaryota; Fungi; Ascomycota; Sordariomycetes; Hypocreales; Ophiocordycipitaceae
Exons: 5
Coding region: 1-876 (291 amino acids)
Source: RefSeq, a predicted model, not a curated record
AUGGAGACGCCGGCUGAGGCCGUGAUCAUGGUGGGGCGAAGCGCGUCGCCUGCGUCGACACCCGCGAAAAGAUCGACACGCGUCGUGAGGCCAAGCACCAAAAUUCGAGAAGCCGCGCGACAGCCCGACGAUCUGGCGGAGAAGACAACACGCGCAACUAGGCUUGCAACGCGCAUUGCCUCGGAUGAUGUCGCCAUCAGUGACGCGACUGAGCGGCGCAAAGUUGCCAGCAGCAGCAGUGGCGCGAAAGAAGGCCGAGCCAUGCUCCAGAAAGUUCUCGAACUCUUGAGCGAGUCACGUCAAGAAACGCAAAAGCUCAGCCGGGCGAUAGAUGCGCAAAACGAGAUCAUAUCCAAGCAACAGCAGAUGAUCCAGGAAAUGGAUCAACAAGGGAAAGAGAUGAGAGAUGAGCUUCGUCACAUCCGAGCGCAGUUAGAGACCCUGGCUACGCCCGCAUCUUCUCUGCAGAGCAGUCCGCAGAUGUCGUAUGCGAGCGCUGCAGGGCCAUCGCCGACGAUCCAGACAAUGAACCGGGGCACCGUACCAGCAGCUAAAUCGGCACGAACAGCCAUCGGCAACAUCCGAAAAGCCAUAGAGAGCGACAUGAGAAAGAGUCAGAGGCAGGAGACUUGGAAAUGCGCAGCGGUCGUCAAGGAAGCAGCACAGAAGACGGUAACUUCGGGAGCCAGGCGUACCGCAGUGCUGGACGCCGAAGGCAACGUUCUGCCGGGCGCAGCUGAGGCGCUCGGAGCCGAGAAUUACGUCACGAUUGCCAAGAUCACCUGGCUUAGCAACAGAGAGAAAGCCAAAGCGUACGGGUCAAUGGUGAUCUAUGUAUUCGACUUCGAUUUCGACAGACCGCGCUUCAGCUGCUGA